AUGAAGCGGCAGAACGUGCGUACCCUGUCCUUGAUCGCCUGUACCUUCACCUACCUGCUGGUGGGUGCCGCGGUGUUCGACGCCCUCGAGUCCGACCAUGAGAUGCGCGAGGAGGAGAAACUUAAAGCCGAAGAAGUCCGUCUUAGAGGCAAGUACAACAUCAGCUCCGACGACUACCAGCAGCUGGAGCUGGUAAUCCUGCAGUCUGAGCCCCACCGCUCUGGUGUCCAGUGGAAAUUCGCCGGUUCCUUCUACUUCGCCAUCACUGUCAUCACAACUAUCGGAUAUGGACAUGCUGCACCUGGAACUGAUGCUGGCAAGGCCUUCUGUAUGUUCUACGCUGUGCUCGGUAUCCCCCUGACGCUCGUUAUGUUCCAGAGCCUGGGCGAACGCAUGAACACCUUCGUGCGCUACCUGCUGAAACGGAUCAAGAAGUGCUGUGGCAUGCGCAACACUGAAGUUUCUAUGGAGAACAUGGUGACCGUCGGCUUCUUUUCCUGCAUGGGCACCCUGUGUCUUGGGGCGGCUGCCUUUUCCCAGUGCGAAGAUUGGAGCUUCUUCCAUGCCUACUACUACUGCUUCAUCACAUUGACCACGAUAGGGUUCGGCGAUUUUGUGGCCCUGCAGGCCAAGGGUGCUCUGCAGAGGAAGCCAUUCUAUGUGGCCUUCAGCUUCAUGUAUAUCCUGGUGGGCCUGACCGUCAUCGGUGCCUUCCUCAAUCUCGUGGUCCUGCGAUUCCUAACCAUGAAUACCGAUGAAGAGCUUCUGGAGGGAGAAGUUGCGGAAAUCCUUGCUGGAAAGUCAAGACGUGUGACUGGCCGUGCACCUCGGAGACGCAGAAGGCUCCACCCCAUGUACUUCCUCCGGAAAUACGGCAGAACCCUGUGCUAUAUCUGCUUCCCUGGUGCCAACUGGGGUAAAGAUGAUGAUGAGGAUGAAGAUGAUGUCGUCGAAAGCGUUGUUGUUACUGCUCCUAUUUCCGCUCCUGCUCCUGCUCCUGCUCCUGCUCGGGUUCUUGCUCCUCCUCCGGCUGCUGUGGCGGCUCGUCCCAACCAAAGGGUAGUCCGGGCGACCGUCCACACGGUUUCCUGCAGGGUUGAAGAGAUCCCUCCACACAUGCUGAGGAACGCCUGCUUCCGGUCCCCAUUCUGCGUCAUCCCUCAUGGAAUGCACACCUGCGGGGACCAUAGGCUGCACAUCCGUCGCAAGUCCAUCUAA
Messenger RNA from Apodemus sylvaticus (European woodmouse), 1218 nucleotides. RefSeq names its product potassium two pore domain channel subfamily K member 9 (gene Kcnk9). NCBI's taxonomy places the organism in Eukaryota, Metazoa, Chordata, Mammalia, Rodentia, Muridae. Gene Ontology annotation, biological process: potassium ion transmembrane transport; stabilization of membrane potential. Gene Ontology annotation, cellular component: membrane. The transcript is spliced from 2 exons. The record is from RefSeq and is a predicted model, not a curated record. The coding region runs from base 1 to 1218 and encodes 405 amino acids. Gene Ontology annotation, molecular function: potassium ion leak channel activity.